UUCUUUUCGUUUCACAAGGUUCUGUAGGCCUAGGCCUCUACAGAUAAAAAAUAAAAAUAAAAAGCAACGCCUAUAGGCAAAUUAGGGCUACUCUCAUAGCCCAAGGGUGAGCGUUUCUAUUAUGGAUACGCCUAUAAUGGUGGAAAGUGGAAAGGAAUCAGAUGAAGAGACACAUGGUAAUCAAGAGAAUCUCCCUGAUGUGCACCCUGUGAAAGAUGUCCCUGCAAUGGACCCAGUCAGCCCUCAGUCUGAUCCAUUGGGUGAACAUGCUUGUGAAAAUGGUUUCAAAGAGGAAUCCAAAGAGGAGUCUCCAGUCUCCACAGUGGAGAAGACUGAAGAAGAAAAUGCUUGCAAUACAGUAGAGAAGCAGCAACCUGAAGAUGACUCUUCAAAUGCAUCUAGUCCAGAUCAUUCUGAACCCUUCUGCCAAAGAUUCUCCAUCAAGUUCACCGAUGACAUCACCAAGGACGGUGAUGUCGUCAAGUAUACCAUUCAAGUCCGCAAACUGGCAGAGGACAUCCAAGUGACAGUGAAACGGCAGUUUGAGGACUUUGAAUACCUGGACCACUGCCUAUGCACAGGGAACAAGAUUGAUGGCGUGAUCGUCCCUCCCCUCCCGCCUCGACCUCCCAUCGAUCCUCAGGCAGCUGAAGAAAUGACCAAGAAGAAACUGGGGUCUUCCUCUCGUGCCUUCCUUGGGGAUCAGUUUCAGAAGGACUCUAAGAUGCUGGAAAAGUACUUGGAGCAGUUGAUGACCCAUCCAGUCUUUGGUAGUGAUCCCCAGCUGGAGAAUUUCCUGAUGAAGCCUGAACCUCCAGCUAGGGCCAAAGUGAAGAAAGGGUUAUGGAGUCGAUUCACUGAUUCUCUGGAUGCUAGAAAAGCAACUCAUCCUGACUGUGAUGAGUUCUUUCAGAGACAGCGAGAAUGGGCCAUAUCUUAUGGCCAUGCAAUUAAGGAUGGAAGUGACAAAUUUGAAUCCCUUUUGGCUUCUGAGCAGAGGCUAGGAGGGCAGCUGAGGCAUUUGGCCACUGCUCUCAGUCUUGCUAUUCAGCCCAUCGAAGGUGCCAAUGCAACCUACAACCGUCUCAAUUCAAAGUUUGCAGAGUCAUUGGAGAAUCUUAGGGAAAGCUUUGAGGCAAGUUGUGGGAAUGGCAGUGAAACCUUGGGCUUCACCUUAGAUCUCUAUAGUCGGUGCCUUGAGUCCCUUCUUCACAUGCUACUAAGGAGAACCUGUCUUUUGGUUGACUAUGAGAAUGCCAAUAAGGCCUUGGAAAAAGUCAAGACCAACAGGAGAGAACCAACUCAGACAAGAGGAGGUGGUGAGGCUGUCAUGGAGGAGAUAACCACAAAGCCAGCCACUUAA
Messenger RNA from Darwinula stevensoni, 1363 nucleotides. Lineage: Eukaryota; Metazoa; Arthropoda; Ostracoda; Podocopida; Darwinulidae. The record is from the annotation of a GenBank genome assembly.